AUGAAGGUGCUUGUACUAGGGCUGACUUCAGCUCAUCACAGAGCGUCUGGGUUUAUCGGCCUCCCUAUCUCUCAGGCGCUAGUGCGCGCUGGCCACGUCGUCUACGGCGUGACGCGCUCAGAGAAGAACGCCAAGAAACUGGCCGAAGAGGAGAUCCUCCCCGUCGUCGCCGACUACGGCCAGCCGGAACUCUGGCUGAAAGAGAUCGCCACGUUGGAUGUCAUCAUCGACGCCGUCGGCGGCUCCUCCAUCGCUACGUUGUCUGAGACCAUCCGCGCCGCCGUCGCGUCUGCCGCCGAGGCGCUGCGAUCCCCGCUCGCAGGCCGGCUUGCGUACAUCUACACGUCCGGCACCUGGGUGCACGGCGACAACCGCACGGAGACGGUCUCGGACGCGACGGCGUGCACGCGGCCCGCGUCGCUCGUCGCAUGGCGCGUGCAGCAGGAGCAGCGCGUGCUCGCCGAGCGCGCCUUCGACGGGAUCGUUAUCCGUCCCGGGCUGGUGUACGGCCGCUCUGGGUCGAUCACGGGCAUGCUGUUCGCCAACGCGGCCAAGGGCGAGGUGAAGUGGUUCGGCACCCCGGGCGGACGAUACGCCGUCGUGCACGUGGAUGACCUCGCGGAGUUGUACGUGCUCGCGGCGGAGAAGGCGGGCGUCGUCGCGGGCAAGGCAAUCGACGCCGUGAACGAACAGAGCGAGUCGGUGGACGACCUGCUCUACAACCUCGUGCGCGUCGCGGGCGCGAAGGGGUCGUACGAGUAUAUCAAGCCGUCGAACGCAUUCGAGGAAGCUAUCGCAACCACCUCGCUCAUCCGCCCUUAUCUUGCACGAAGUUUGCUCGAAUGGCGACAGAGGAAGGCUGGACUGGUAGAUGGGCUCCCGAUAUACUACCGUUCAUGGCAAACCUCCUAUGCCAGCGCUUAGCGCUUGGCAUAUACAAAUUCCGGUGUUCACAUGCUGGUGGUAUCAUCGUCGAAUCCCACCCCCGUGGAAAUAGAUUCCGCCUGUAUCGUAAU
Punctularia strigosozonata HHB-11173 SS5 is the source of this 1016-nucleotide messenger RNA. Its product is annotated as NAD(P)-binding protein. The record is from RefSeq and is a predicted model, not a curated record. The coding region runs from base 1 to 924 and encodes 307 amino acids. NCBI's taxonomy places the organism in Eukaryota, Fungi, Basidiomycota, Agaricomycetes, Corticiales, Punctulariaceae. The transcript is spliced from 4 exons.